Corticium candelabrum is the source of this 736-nucleotide messenger RNA. Its product is annotated as beta-1,4-galactosyltransferase 3-like. The transcript has 4 exons. Gene Ontology annotation, biological process: carbohydrate metabolic process. Gene Ontology annotation, molecular function: galactosyltransferase activity. The record is from RefSeq and is a predicted model, not a curated record. Lineage: Eukaryota; Metazoa; Porifera; Homoscleromorpha; Homosclerophorida; Plakinidae. Bases 1 to 615 code for a protein of 204 amino acids. Gene Ontology annotation, cellular component: Golgi apparatus.
AUGGCUUACGCGCGUCGCAGUUGCAUUUUUGUAUCGUUUUGUGCUAUUGUGCUGGCUGGGUGGUUUAUUCUAUCAAGAGAAAGAACAACACAAACGACGGUUUCAGAAAGACGACUGUUGUUGAGAUAUCGACGAGAAUUCGAUACAGAGCGCCAUCGGCUGGCUGUUAUAGUACCGUUUCGAGAUAGGGAAACUCAUCUAAGGCGGUUUGUUGAUCAUAUGGUUUCAUAUCUAGCCAAGCAGGGUUUGACUUUCCAUAUCUUCGUCAUUGAGCAAAGUCGGCUUGGCCUAUUUAACAGAGCAAAACUCUGCAACAUUGGAUUUAAACUGGCUGUAAAAGAAAAAUAUGACUAUAUGUGUUUCCACGACGUUGAUAUGUUGCCAAUGCACAAUGGAAAUCCAUACAAGUACCCAACAAACAAUCCAAAACACUUGGCUACUUGUGCUGAACAAUUCGGUUACACCGUACCUUAUAAUUCAUACUCUGGUGGAGUUGUUGUAUUCACUGUGAGACAGUAUGAAACAAUCAACGGCAUGGCUAAUGUAUACUUUGGCUGGGGAGCAGAAGAUGAUGAUCUGUCUAGGAGGUAUGUACAUGGCUUGAAUCCAGAUUGAGGAGGCAAAUACGGUUAAUUAAUAGGCUAAGUUACAUACUACUAUGUGGCUGAAAAUUCUUUUUAUUUUAAAAAUGUAUUAAUCCUUGAACUUUAAGCAUCAAUAAUUAAAACGUCAGAAA